AUGUCUAUGGGCAGCGGUCGUAUUUCAGAGUCUCAUGACGAAAAACAGUUGGCUUUGGUUUUCCGUUCGUACGCCGCGCGUCGCAUCGUCGGUGGUAUGGAGACGAGCAUCAGCAUGUAUCCUUACAACGUGGCCAUCUCCAGGAACGGCAACCACUGGUGCGGAGGCUCCGUCAUCGAUGAACAGUGGAUAUUCACCGCGGGACAUUGUCUUGAAUCAGCAUUCGACGGAGAUCAAAAGAAACUAAUAAAUUACAUCGUUAGAGCGGGCAGUUCGUUUCACAAUCGUGGCGGCUACCAGGCGAGGAUAAAUAAGGCGUUCUUCCCGCCUAACUACGUGCCUGGUAAUGCUGACUUCGACUUUUCCCUCGCUCGUCUAGACCGGCCGAUGCCUAUCGGGAGAAACAUCGCGGUCCUCAACCUGCCCUCCAGAGACUAUCAGAUCAAGACGGAUGAUAUUCUCAUUGUCACAGGCUGGGGAAGUACUGAUCAAUCAGGUUACGGCAACAUACCUGACCGGCUUCGGUUCGUGCCGGUGCCAGUGAUGGGCGCGGACGAUUGCCAGCAUGCUUACCGUUUCUACAUAACACCGCGCAUGGUCUGCGCCGGGUAUGCCACCGGUGGGAAGGAUGCUUGUAAUCACGACUCCGGUGGUCCAGCUGUCCGCGACGGCAUACUUCUAGGAAUAGUAUCCUUCGGUGGUAAGAAAUGCGGCGACCCACAAUCCCCGGGCGUGUACAGCCGCGUCUCGGAGAUAACCUCGUGGGUGGAAACAACGAUCACCGCGAACGAAGCGAGCAAUGAACCGGAACUUGUGCCUAAGAUUUUGAAAGCUAGACAGCGAGAGAAAGAAUUACAGAAAUUUAAAGCUCAAGUAGAAGAUAAGAAGAAUAAAAUAAAGAACUGGUUACGUGAGACUCUCAGCUCUCCUACUUUCCUAGACUUAGCGAAGAGAAAGCUGAAAGAAGCUGGUUUUAAUCUUAGAAGACGGUACAGAAGAGACAACAAUGAUGAUGUCACUGAUAGUUUUUUGGACGACAGUUUGAUGGAUGAUAUAAAUCUGACCAAUCAGAUUAAUGAACGAAUAUUAGGUGAUGGUGAAGGUGAAGCCGAGGCAUUGCUGAGGAUGAUGGCAUUGCAAGAAAUCAUGGAUGAAAAUAAAGAUGAAUACAGAAAUUCGAGCAGGAAAACCCGUGCGAAAGAUUUGAUAGCAUACAUUACUUAA
Molecule: messenger RNA, 1224 nt
Organism: Papilio polytes (common Mormon)
Lineage: Eukaryota; Metazoa; Arthropoda; Insecta; Lepidoptera; Papilionidae
Product: trypsin-1-like
Exons: 7
Coding region: 1-1224 (407 amino acids)
Biological process (GO): proteolysis
Molecular function (GO): serine-type endopeptidase activity
Source: RefSeq, a predicted model, not a curated record